Peromyscus eremicus (cactus mouse) is the source of this 5018-nucleotide messenger RNA. RefSeq names its product F-box protein 28 (gene Fbxo28). Lineage: Eukaryota; Metazoa; Chordata; Mammalia; Rodentia; Cricetidae. The record is from RefSeq and is a predicted model, not a curated record. Gene Ontology annotation, molecular function: protein binding. Bases 27 to 1133 code for a protein of 368 amino acids. Gene Ontology annotation, biological process: protein polyubiquitination. The transcript has 5 exons.
GUGGAGGAAGGACUCAAACUCCCAAGAUGGCGGCGUCGUCUGAGGAGCGGAUGGCCGAGGAAGGAGGCGGCGGCCACGGCGACGGCGGCUCCUGUUCGGCCGCCGGCUCGGCUCAGCGACAGCCCCCGCCGCCCCCGUCGCAGGCCCCGCAGCCGGGGUCCCAGGCCCCCGCCGCGCCCGCGCUGGCUCCGGACCACCUGCCUCAAAACAACACGCUGGUGGCGCUGCCCAUCGUAGCCAUCGAGAACAUACUCAGCUUUAUGUCCUACGACGAAAUUAGCCAGCUCCGCCUGGUCUGUAAAAGAAUGGACUUGGUCUGUCAGAGAAUGUUGAAUCAGGGAUUUCUGAAAGUGGAGAGGUACCACAAUCUAUGUCAGAAGCAAGUGAAAGCACAGCUGCCAAGGAGAGAGUCAGAAAGGAGAAACCAUUCUUUAGCCCGUCAUGCAGACAUCCUUGCUGCUGUGGAAACAAGGCUGUCACUGUUAAAUAUGACUUUCAUGAAGUAUGUGGAUUCCAACCUCUGUUGCUUCAUCCCAGGAAAGGUGAUUGAUGAGAUAUACCGUGUACUGAGAUACGUCAAUUCUACCAGAGCCCCACAGCGAGCCCAUGAAGUGCUCCAGGAAUUACGGGAUAUUUCCUCCAUGGCAAUGGAGUACUUUGAUGAGAAGAUUGUUCCAAUUCUGAAGAGGAAAUUGCCAGGGUCAGAUGUAUCGGGAAGACUCAUGGGCUCUCCUCCAGUUCCUGGACCAUCUGCAGCCCUGACGACAAUGCAGCUCUUCUCCAAGCAAAACCCUUCAAGACAAGAGGUUACCAAACUCCAGCAGCAGGUUAAAACCAAUGGUGCUGGCGUGACUGUCCUCAGGCGUGAAAUUUCUGAGCUUCGCACCAAAGUGCAAGAACAGCAGAAACAGCUUCAAGACCAAGACCAGAAACUGCUAGAGCAGACUCAGAUCAUAGGCGAGCAGAACGCACGGUUGGCAGAGCUGGAACGGAAGCUCCGAGAAGUCAUGGAAAGUGCAGUAGGAACGUCCUCAGGGUCUGGGCAGAGCGAGGAGUCUCCUCGGAAACGAAGAAAGGCAACGGAAGCCAUAGACUCUCUUAGGAAAUCCAAACGACUGCGGAAUAGAAAGUGAAGUGGAGUGUGGCUGUAGCUCCAGAGGAAGACAGCCAUGGCUGGGAGUUUAAGCAGUUAUUCCUGUCAGGAUGCUGGAGCACCAUGGUGUCCCUUAGGCUUCCAGACGAUCAGAACACAACUUACACUGGGCUCUUGUGGUUGGCAUCCUUCUCGCGCUUCUCUGGUGGAGCUGAUGCACAGAACCUCCUUCCUUUGCAGUAGAUCUGGACUAAGCAGACCCGUGCUAUCAUGUCUGGGAGCUAACGUUUCUCCUGUGCAGACGAUGUGUUAAGUUUGUUUGUUUCAGCAUAUAUGCACAUUACAUACGGAUUUUAAACAGACCCAUUCUUGACAGACUAAAAGUUAAGUUUAAUACAUAAAAUGUCCUGUUCACUUGAAAGAAAAAAUCUACUUUUUAAAUGGACACUAUCUUGUUUUGAAAAAAAAGUUGACUUUUUGUUUGUUAUAAGUGACCUUUGUCUGGAAUGUCUGAGAAGUAGUUACUCCUUUGGUAUUGAAGUGAUGGGUAACAGAAAGGACUGCAUAGUGUUUGUUGCCUGUAGAAGGGGCUCUAUAGUACUGACUAUCUAUUUUUAUAAACUACUGGCAAGGGAGGUUUCCAGUUGUCAGAUACAUGCUUUCAGUUUUCUUUGGAGCCACGUCCUCCAUUUGCAUGGAUGGAUGCAUGCAUUGCCCAGUCAGCACACUGCACAGCUCUUUCACUGGUGUGGGUCUUGAACCUCUACACCACGUGGAGAGCUGCGCCUUCUUUGGUUUAAGCGCUUAACAUCUUCCUCUGCAGCAGCUUGCCUGUAGGGGGGGAAUUGUCAGUCCAUUUGUCCUCCAGUUUUGUAGGCACAAGAGACUGUAAAGUCCAUUGAUGUGUCUCUUCUCUGUAGGGUUCAGGUCCACUGGCUAAGACAGAACCCCAAAUCCACGCCUCUUUCUGUAGAAGUCAGACCUCUGGGAACUAGUCAUGAUUCUGACUCGUCACUGUGCUCAUGGGUCAACCAUGACUGAAUAGGGACCCAGCUGAAGGAAAGUUCAUUGGAGAGAAUUGUACCAUGAAAAAGCAGUUUGAUCAUCUCCUUUCUGGGGAUGAGCCGAGUAGAGCUUUUGAAUGCCUCUUUCAAGCUCUCGUGAUAACUUUGAACAGAAGCUUAGUUUCCUUUGCACUCCUGUUUCGAGCUUGUAACUGGAAAAGUGUGUCUUGCACUGUCCACCCUUCUGAGGGGUCACUUUAACAACCUCCGAUUGUGUAAAGUGGUUCUUUUCCCCGUUGUAUAUGUUCGGAAACAUUCAGCUAUCACUGUCCUAUUUUUAUUUUAAUGUACUAAAUUAUGUAGUUUUGUUCUUUUAAAUGUCUGUUGCUUUGGGCUUCAGUUAUUUAUAGUAAAUUUAGGUGUGAGAUAGUAAAAACUAUCCCUUUCCAGGUGAAAGUUGACACCUGUGUAAAACUAAGGUUUUGGUAAAUCCCACAGUGGGAGAAAAGCACGAGGUUGUCAUCCGUCCAACAUGACAUGUUAUGCAUCCUUUAGGUUACUUUACCAGGUGACACUCUGCUACCCAUCCUUAGUGUUGUCCCUUCAUGAGCCUGCCCUUGGGUUUGGUUCAAGUCCAUUUACAAUGUAGUGUGUUUUCAGUGAGAAACCGUAACAUGGCAUCCAAGUGUUUCAUGGUUUGUUGGGAAGGUAAUUUUAAAAUAAACAGUUUUCCUAAAAAGAUUUGUCAGCCAAGGUCAUCCAUAAAGGUCCUUGUCUGGAACUCGCUUUCUCAGCAGGUCUCACUUUUGCAACCCUAGGACGUAGCCAUAUCACCGUAGCCUUGGAGGAGGCCUACUGGGCACUCAGAGCUUGACUUUACUAGUCUGCUGUUCUGGUAGGGGAAGACUUUUUUAAGCAUCAAAGUACAGGUUUUCAAAGUAUAACCCUUAUGCAUCAAAGAAAUAAGCCUCAAUUUAUUUCUUCAAUAAUUAUUAAAAUUUCUCGAAAUUUUUUUCAAACGACGUCUAACUAGCCUAAAUAUAAUCGCUAGUCUUCCAGUAGUUAAUGCGAGUGCAUGGCUUUCAUAAUGAACACUCACAUGGUGAGAAGGGAAAUGUCUGCUGCAUGCACCUGCGGUCUCCAGCCCAUCAGACUGAGUUGCACUAGUUUCAUGAGUAUCUGUAACUAUGAGAAUAAAGAACUACAGCUCGCUUGUCUUAAGCUUUACUCGGAGUAGCUAACACACGUUAGGAAGUUGUCUUCACCAUUUAAUACAGUUCUUUGGGAUAGCAUAGUAGCAUUUAGAGUUCUUCAAAUCACACAUUAUUUUAAUAGCUAAAACUGACUUGCCAUGGGAAAACUUAACCAGCCUCCUGAGAGAGACCUCUUGCAUUUCCUGGCAGAACCUUACAUGCUAUAGGUGGUUUACAGCAAAUUUCAUAAAGUAUUCCCACCAAGAAGCGAUUCCUCUGUUUGAAUGGGUCAUUCCCAUGUAUAAGUUUACCCGUGGUACACACUACACACAGGCAUACAAACCCGAAAAGACAUGAAUGGGAGGUGAAGAGGACUGGCCCCUGUCCUGCAGAGCCCUGCUCGCCUCCCACACAGACUGCUCUGGUUUCCAGCCAACAUGGGUUACAGAAGCUCUUCAAACUUCCCUUCUGAUGUAGAGAGCCUGGAGGUAAAUGGGGGCAAUUAACAGUAACCCCACUGUUGUAAAGACUAUUGGGGUACCCCAGGUCGAAAGCCAAUGAUUUGGAAUCAACUUUUUUUGUAAAACAUGUUUUUUUGAAGUACUGAACUUCACAGGGGCUUGCCUUAAUUUAGUAGUUUCAAGAUGUAUGCGCUGAUAUUCUAUGUGUUGAAAUGUUAAAAUAUUCUAUGUAGCCCCAAGAGUGGGUAAAACAGAGUUUAAUGCCUAAAUAAAUAAGCUAAGAGGUGUCAGUCACUACAGCUGGAUUUUUUAGAGAAAGUGAACAUAUGAAAAAUGGGCUAUGCGUCAUGAACAAAAAACAAUGGCACCUUGGGAUUGCACUAUUUCAUGCACUGUUUUCUAUGCCAUUUCCUAGCCUGCACUUUUACCUCCAAAGAAAUGCUGUGUAGUGCCCGUUGCUUGCUAGUGAGCUCAUUCCUAAUGGCACUAAUUCUAUCUAGUUCACUAUGCUGAGUUAGUUUCCGUAGCUGCCUUCCUUAUGAGUUCUCUGCUUCCUUAGCCAUAAUCCUUUCUAGGAUCUGAGAACUCCUGUCUCCUCAGUUUCCAACAGUGUAGCAUUUUAAUUUAAUGUAAACCUCAUCCUUGGUGAUCAGCACAGUCAGAGAUCCUCUUCUAGUGGUGAGGACCUGUUUGUUACAUAAACCAAACCUUCAGAGAGUAGACACUGUGAGAUCUGAAAGCAGGGAUGUAAGACCUGAGAGGGAACACACAAAAGGACACAGCUGGUUCCAACAGGAAAUGUACUGUUCGAUGCUUUGGCUUGAGGUCUGAUGAGUUCCUUUAGGGCACAACAGGUUCAGUUAAAACUACUUAAAUGUAGAGCCCACUACCAUCUGCAGGAAGUUAUUUUCAACAAUUGCUAAGUCCACAAAACCUACAGCAACCACUGGUGGUGAGAUGUGGCCGAGAACUGCUCUCCCUGAGUAGCGGUGUGGCACACAGAUAAGACCUAGGGCAGGCCUGAGUGAUGUUGGCCUUUCCCAGUUGCCUAAGAAUCAUGGUUACAUUUCUGAAACUCAAGCAUUAAAUCCACCUUUUCCCAUUGUGUCUGAAGGUAGCCACACGCUUUAGCAUAGGGGUCCGAUCAGGCUAUUGCCAAAGUCUAGUGGUUCAUACUGCCGAAAGGUUAGCCGUGUUGAUUCUUUAUGUGGUACCGUAUGUCUGUUUACUUAUGCUCAUGAGCAACAAUAAACCAUUUUCAUUGUUA